Molecule: messenger RNA, 630 nt
Organism: Cottoperca gobio
Lineage: Eukaryota; Metazoa; Chordata; Actinopteri; Perciformes; Bovichtidae
Product: beta-crystallin A3-like
Exons: 6
Coding region: 40-630 (196 amino acids)
Biological process (GO): lens development in camera-type eye; visual perception
Molecular function (GO): structural constituent of eye lens
Source: RefSeq, a predicted model, not a curated record
CCAAAAAUAGCAACAGGUACUACUGAAAAACAAGACAAAAUGGCUCAGACAAACCCCAUGCCCAUGGGCCCUUGGAAGAUCACCGUGUACGAUCAGGAGUACUUCCAGGGCAGGCGUAUGGAGUUCACCGCCAGCUGCCAGAACAUCAUGGAGUGUAGCAUGGAGAACAUCCGCUCCCUGAAGAUCGAGUGUGGAGCCUGGGUGGGCUACGAGCACUCCAGCUUCUGCGGCCAGCAGUUUGUCCUUGAGAAGGGAGACUACCCUCGCUUUGAGGCCUACAGUGGCAGCAACUCCUACCGCAUUGAGAGGAUGAUCUCCUUCAGGCCCAUCUGCUGUGCUAACCACAAGGAGUCCCGCAUGACCAUCUUCGAGAUGGAGAACAUGACCGGCCGUCAGUUCGAGCUGUGUGAUGACUACCCCUCUCUGCAGGCCAUGGGAUGGAUGAACAACGAGGUUGGAUCCAUGCACAUCCAGAGUGGAGCCUUUGUGUGCUACCAGUACCCUGGCUACCGUGGCUACCAGUACAUCAUGGAGUGUGACUGUCGCGGAGGAGAGUACAAGUGUUACCGUGAGUUUGGCUCCCACUCCCAGACUCCCCAGAUUCAGUCCAUCAGGAGGAUCCAGCACUGA